Molecule: messenger RNA, 1060 nt
Organism: Glycine soja
Lineage: Eukaryota; Viridiplantae; Streptophyta; Magnoliopsida; Fabales; Fabaceae
Product: mitochondrial import inner membrane translocase subunit TIM22-3-like
Exons: 5
Coding region: 52-684 (210 amino acids)
Biological process (GO): protein targeting to chloroplast; protein insertion into mitochondrial inner membrane
Cellular component (GO): TIM22 mitochondrial import inner membrane insertion complex; chloroplast envelope
Molecular function (GO): transmembrane protein transporter activity
Source: RefSeq, a predicted model, not a curated record
GCAAAUGGAUAACAUCACUCACAGAAUCAAAAGACACAGAAGAGAGGUUCAAUGUCUUCAUCGUCUUCAUCAUCUAUGGCGACGCCGAAUUCUGACGCAACCACUCAGACUCAAGAUUCCGACACUGUUCCCUAUUCCAAUUCUCCCAAUGCCCUCGUCCCCGCCGCUCCCGCCGUUUGUCUCCUCCGCUUCGCCACCGACUCCGCCGCCGGCGCUCUCAUGGGCUCCGUCUUUGGAUACGGUGCUGGAUUGUUUAAGAAGAAAGGUUUUAAAGGAUCCUUUGUAGAAGCAGGAUCUUAUGCAAAGACAUUUGCAGUUUUGUCUGGAGUUCAUAGUUUGGUUGUUUGCAUCUUGAAAAGACUUAGAGGAAAAGAUGAUGUCAUUAAUGCAGGUGUAGCUGGAUGUUGCACUGGUCUUGCUCUAAGUUUUCCAGGUGCACCACAAGCUCUUCUGCAGAGCUGUCUCACUUUUGGGGCAUUUUCUUUUAUCAUGGAAGGGCUAAACAAGCAGCAACCUGCACUUGCAGUUCCCAUAUCCUGGAAAAAACCUGUGCAACACAAUGCAAGUCCGCCUUUGGUACUGCCCCUUCAACUCCCUCUUCCAGACAAACUAAAAGAUGCCUUUUCCUUUUUUUCCUAUUCUUUGAAGAAGCGCAGCAAGGGACCUUAUCCUACAUCUCGAUAAGAAAUUGGGGUAUCAUGAUUUUCUAGCAUCAUGUAGAUAAGAUGUGCACUCUUUACCUUUUAUUUUGUAGGUUCCUUGUAGCGUUUAACAACAUUUCUUUUUUGAUGAACUUAAGGGUAACAACAUAUUGUCCAAGGACAUGAUUGUUUACUUGUUCCUGAGUAUCGGUGUGGCAUCUUAAUUGUCCAAGGACAUGAUUGUUUACAUGUUCCUGAGUAUCGAUAUGGCAUCUUAAUUCUACCACAUUCUACCUUGGUGGUUUGUUGAACUUGGACUAUGAUGGUUGAUUUAGCUUGACCCGUGCACUUACUAAUAUAAUCACUGUUAGUAGGUGACGGCGAUUUUUGUUUGAAAGCUAAACUCUGCAAUUUUGGAA